Molecule: messenger RNA, 1064 nt
Organism: Stereum hirsutum FP-91666 SS1
Lineage: Eukaryota; Fungi; Basidiomycota; Agaricomycetes; Russulales; Stereaceae
Exons: 3
Coding region: 1-666 (221 amino acids)
Source: RefSeq, a predicted model, not a curated record
AUGUCUGACAAAGUUGGGCACGUCGUCUCGAUCUCUCUGAAGCAGACGGACUUCAGGGAGCUGGGUACGAAAAAGGCUCUCCUUGCUCGUGUCGGUACCGGCACCGAUCAUGGCAUCUUUCUCGUCCAGGAGAUGCUUACGAAUCACUUGGGUUUCUCACCGGGAAAUGUCGAGAUGCUCUACUUUGACAUCGAAGAGCAGGACGGUAUAAAACAAGCCAGGAGAGGGCAGGACCCGCCCACGGCCACUCUUUUCAGGGAGAAGUUCACCCGUCUGAUAUCUACUGCGUCCGCAGGAGAUGUCCGCUUCUUGUAUCUCGACGCUCGUAGGGCCGUGUCCCCCGGUGGAGGUUCGAGUAGAUCGUCGAGGCAGGGCGAGGGCUGGGACUUUGCGGAGGACGGCCAGGGAGAGACGAAGGAGGUUGUGCACGAUGACUGGAUUCGCAAUACAGUCCGUGAGAACUUAAAACCCGGAAUCAACUUGACGGUUCUCACCACGUCAGGUGUAGGUGGCGGGAUGUUCAAGAAGCAAACUGCAACACCCGGUAUCUUCCUCGCUGGCUGCGACGAAGCACAGCUCAACGUCAAAGCCCUGAAGCAAGGCAACGACAUCCUAGACCCGUGGUCGGAUGCUAUAACCAAAGUCAUCGCAAAGCGUGUAGAAUAGAAGCGAGGGGUACCGAGCUACACUAUCCUCUUCAACGAGACGAAGAAGUACAUUGAGAAGCAACUCAAAAAUGGUCCACCUCUCUGUCCGACCUACAGAGGCCCCAGCCCAGACGAGACGAAGCCACUCCCAUACGAACCGGUCUGGAUGACGAGUAAUCAGGAUCCGCAAUUGAUGCUCUAUGACGGGUAUGUAGACCCGGACACGGAGAAGUUUUUGUGUCCAUUUGUGGCCGCAAACGGUGGGAGUGCUAGUGGGGAAUUUAGAAAGUAUCCACGCGACGAGGUCUAUGAGUAACCGUUCAUCGAGGCAGUACUGUCCUAUUCAAUGCGUUGUUUGUCUAUUGUUCAUUGAUUUUGUCAAUGUAUACUUACUAGUAAGGAAAUCGUAGCACUGGC